Messenger RNA from Myxocyprinus asiaticus (Chinese sucker), 6119 nucleotides. RefSeq names its product sodium/potassium-transporting ATPase subunit alpha-1. Gene Ontology annotation, biological process: proton transmembrane transport; sodium ion export across plasma membrane; intracellular potassium ion homeostasis. The coding region runs from base 487 to 3465 and encodes 992 amino acids. NCBI's taxonomy places the organism in Eukaryota, Metazoa, Chordata, Actinopteri, Cypriniformes, Catostomidae. Gene Ontology annotation, cellular component: membrane. The transcript is spliced from 23 exons. Gene Ontology annotation, molecular function: ATP binding; P-type sodium:potassium-exchanging transporter activity; ATP hydrolysis activity. The record is from RefSeq and is a predicted model, not a curated record.
UACCAUGGUAAAACGGGCACAAAUCAAGACGAAAAAUCGCUCUGUAUAUAAACGUUUGAACCCUCACGGAAACGCGGCUUGGAUGCGUGUACCGGUGAAAAGACACGUACAGCAGUAACCAAGGGAAAAUAUCAGAAGAAAAAGGAAACGGGAUUUGGGGACUUUGAAUGUGUUGUUUUUAAGAAAACUUGGAUUUUUGGGAACCCAGGUGGUCGUGUUUUAAUCAAAAAAGCAAAAUGGGACGAGGAUCUUUGGACUCCCAUCACACAGAAAGAGUCAAAGAGCUUUUACUCUCAGCACGCAGUGAAAAGAUCUCGGUGCUGAACUUCUUCACCACUACAUCACUCAAACACUGACCAUCCACAGGAGAUUUAAUGCCCCCCCUCUCCACCACAGGAAGGUCGAGAACAAUAUGAGCUGGCGGCCACAUCAGAGCAGGGGGGCAAGAAGUCAAAGUCCAAGGGCAAAAAAGAAAAGGAUAAAGAUAUGGAUGAACUCAAAAAAGAAGUGGACUUGGAUGAUCACAGACUGUCACUGGAUGAGCUCACUAGGAAAUACAGCACUGAUUUAACCAGGGGAUUGUCAGUUGCUCGGGCAAAGGAAAUCUUGGCACGUGAUGGACCCAAUGCAUUGACUCCACCUCCAACAACCCCAGAAUGGGUUAAGUUCUGCAAGCAGCUCUUUGGAGGAUUCUCAACUCUCCUGUGGAUUGGAGCUAUCCUUUGUUUUCUUGCAUAUGGAAUCCAGGCAGCCUCGGAGGAGGAACCUGCCAAUGACAACUUGUAUCUGGGAAUUGUGCUUUCUGCUGUCGUGAUGAUUACUGGAUGUUUCUCAUACUAUCAAGAGGCCAAGAGCUCAAAGAUCAUGGACUCCUUCAAGAACCUUGUCCCUCAGCAAGCCUUGGUUAUCCGUGAUGGUGAGAAGAACAAUAUCAAUGCUGAGGAAGUGGUGGUUGGAGAUCUUGUGGAAGUAAAGGGUGGCGACAGAAUUCCUGCUGAUCUGCGUAUCAUUUCUGCUCAUGGAUGCAAGGUUGACAACUCUUCACUUACCGGUGAAUCUGAGCCCCAGACUCGUACUCCUGAUUUCUCCAACGAAAACCCUCUGGAGACCAGAAACAUUGCAUUCUUCUCUACCAACUGUGUUGAAGGUACUGCCAGAGGUAUCGUCAUCAACACUGGUGACCGUACUGUCAUGGGUCGUAUCGCCACCCUUGCCUCUGGUCUUGAAGUUGGUCGCACUCCCAUCUCCAUUGAGAUUGAGCAUUUCAUCCACAUCAUCACUGGUGUAGCUGUCUUCCUGGGUGUUUCCUUCUUCAUCCUGUCCCUGAUCCUUGGCUACACUUGGCUGGAAGCAGUCAUCUUCCUGAUUGGUAUCAUUGUUGCCAAUGUGCCAGAAGGUCUCUUGGCUACUGUAACUGUGUGUCUGACUCUGACUGCCAAACGUAUGGCGAAGAAGAACUGCCUUGUAAAGAACCUCGAAGCGGUUGAGACUCUUGGCUCAACCUCAACCAUCUGCUCUGACAAGACUGGAACUUUGACCCAGAACCGAAUGACUGUGGCUCACAUGUGGUUUGACAACCAGAUUCAUGAAGCAGACACCACAGAGAACCAGAGUGGAACCUCCUUUGAUAGGAGCUCAUCUACAUGGGCCGCCCUUGCACGAGUCGCUGGCUUGUGCAACCGUGCUGUCUUCCUUGCUGAGCAAGAAAACAUCCCAAUUCUUAAGAGAGAUGUGGCUGGUGAUGCCUCAGAAUCUGCCCUCCUAAAGUGUAUUGAGCUCUGCUGUGGUUCAGUGAAGGGAAUGAGAGAGAAGUACUACAAGAUUGCAGAGAUUCCUUUCAAUUCCACCAACAAAUACCAGCUUUCCAUCCACAAGAACCUCAAUUCAUCUGAAACCAAACACCUGCUGGUCAUGAAAGGAGCUCCUGAGAGAAUCCUGGACAGAUGCUCCUCUAUUUUGAUCCAGGGAAAAGAGCAUCCCCUUGAUGAUGAGAUGAAGGAUGCCUUCCAGAAUGCCUACUUGGAACUUGGUGGCCUGGGAGAAAGAGUACUGGGAUUCUGUCACUUUAACCUUCCUGAUGAACAGUUUCCUGAGGACUUCCAGUUUGAUACAGAGGAGGUUAACUUCCCGACUGAGAACCUGUGUUUCAUUGGCCUUAUGUCCAUGAUUGACCCUCCUCGUGCAGCUGUCCCAGAUGCCGUGGGCAAGUGUAGGAGUGCUGGAAUCAAGGUUAUCAUGGUUACAGGUGAUCAUCCAAUCACAGCCAAGGCCAUUGCUAAGGGAGUGGGUAUCAUAUCUGAGGGCAAUGAAACUGUUGAAGACAUUGCUGCUCGCUUAAACAUUCCUAUUAACGAAGUCGACCCAAGGGAUGCCAAGGCUUGUGUGAUCCAUGGUGGAGAUCUGAAGGACCUGACUGCUGAGCAAUUAGAUGAUGUCUUGAAACACCACACAGAAAUAGUGUUUGCCAGAACUUCUCCUCAGCAGAAGCUGAUUAUCGUUGAAGGCUGCCAGAGACAGGGUGCCAUUGUAGCUGUAACUGGUGAUGGUGUGAAUGAUUCUCCUGCUCUGAAGAAGGCUGACAUUGGUGUGGCUAUGGGUAUUGCUGGAUCUGAUGUAUCCAAACAGGCUGCUGACAUGAUCCUUUUGGAUGACAACUUUGCUUCAAUUGUCACUGGAGUAGAAGAAGGUCGUCUGAUCUUUGACAACUUAAAGAAAUCCAUUGCUUACACCUUGACCAGUAACAUCCCUGAGAUCACCCCCUUCCUCCUCUUCAUCUGUGCCAACAUUCCUCUUCCUUUGGGUACCGUCACAAUCCUCUGUAUCGAUCUGGGAACUGACAUGGUUCCUGCUAUCUCCUUGGCCUAUGAAGCUGCUGAGAGCGACAUCAUGAAGCGGCAACCCAGAAACCCCAAGACGGACAAACUUGUGAAUGAGAGGCUCAUUAGCAUAGCCUACGGUCAGAUCGGUAUGAUUCAAGCUCUGGCUGGGUUCUUUACAUAUUUUGUCAUCCUGGCUGAAAAUGGCUUCCUGCCAUCAACAUUGCUGGGUAUUCGUGUAUUAUGGGAUGACAAAUAUGUUAAUGACCUGGAAGACAGUUAUGGCCAACAGUGGACAUAUGAGCAGAGGAAGAUUGUGGAGUUCACAUGCCACACCGCUUUCUUCACCAGUAUUGUAAUUGUACAGUGGGCUGACUUGAUCAUCUGCAAGACCAGAAGGAACUCUGUCUUCCAGCAAGGAAUGAAGAAUAAGAUUCUCAUCUUUGGACUGUUUGAGGAAACUGCUCUUGCAGCCUUCCUGUCCUACUGCCCAGGAAUGGAUGUUGCCCUUAGAAUGUACCCACUAAAACCAAACUGGUGGUUCUGCGCCUUCCCCUAUUCACUCCUUAUCUUUAUUUAUGAUGAAAUCCGAAAACUUAUCAUCCGACGCAGCCCAGGAGGUUGGGUGGAGAGGGAGACCUACUAUUGAAGCAUCCAGUCUGCAUUACACAAAGUUUAUUUGCAUGGUUGUCGUGCUGCUCAGAAUUUGAACCUCAGUAAUUUGGAUGUUUUUUUUAUAUAGGGAAUGCUUGAUAAAAACACUGAGAUCGUGAACCAAGACAUUGCGUGCCUUGUUUCUAAAGCCAGACCAAUUUUAUACAUGUUUUUAAAAGUGUAAUAUAAAAAUAAACUUGCAGCCAGGUCCCACGUUUGUAUCAUUUCCAUCUUUUUAAUUUGUAAUUAUGUUUAUCUCUCUGUUUGUUCUUUUUAAUUUGGCAAGUGCUUGGAGCCUGUGUGCAUGACACAAAUGCCAAUGUUUUUGUUGUCUGGCACUCUUAUGUUUCCAUUGUGACCAUAGUUUACAUCUAAAUACCAUAGUAACUACAUUGGAUAUUACUGUAAAUUAAUAAAUGUAUGACAUUUUCAUAAUGCCAUCUAAAAAGCUUUUAGAGUCUUUCUGUCCUUUGAACGAAAGUGGUUGGCUAAUAUGACCAAUAAUGACCAAUAAACAUUAACUGUGAUAUUACUGUGAAAACUAUGGUUACUAUUGUACACUUGUAAGGAAACAACAUAUAUAUUAUUUUUUUUUUUUUUUUUUUUUUUAAACGUUGUUUGAAAACAAGUUUCUGCAAGCAAGCCAAAUAAGAAAUCCUGGCUGGUUCUCUGCCAGUCUCCUUUCCAUUUUAACAGCCUCAACUAUUAAAAAGUAAAACACAAAUGAAUAACUUUACUGUACAGUGAGAGUGGGCACAUUUUAAUCAGGUUUAAAAUGUCUAAUCCAGGUCUCAUGCGUGGAGGAGACCGGAGCACCAUGUCCCUAAACCCGCUCUACAUGGUUUUGGCCAAAGUAUCCUGAGUCACAAUCAACAAAGUGGGCAGUGAAUGCAAUAAUAUAUGUAGAGAUUAACCAAUGCUUUUUUCUCUCUCCAAUUGAUAAGUUAAAUGUCUAACAACUACAGAACUGAUUUUUAAAUAUAUUUUUGUUUUUACAUUUUGACAAGUAGUUUUUAGAUUUAAGUUGUGUUGAUAUGAAUGUAAAGGAAUAUUUUGGGUUUAAUAUAAGUUAAGCUCGAUCAACAGCAUUUGUGGCAAUGUUGAUGAUUACCACAAAAAUAAUUUAGACUCGUCCCUCCCUUUUCAUAAAUAAAUAAAAAAAUCUUGGUUUCAGUGGGGCACUUGCUGUACAAUGGAAGUGAUUGGGGCAAAUUUUUGGAGGGUUUAAAGGCAGGAAUAUUAAGCUAAUUAUUUUAUAAAGGCACUUACAUUAAUUCUUCUGUUAAAACUUGUGUAUUAUUUUAGCUGUAAAGUUGUUUAAAUAGUCAUUUUUGCUGUCUAUAUAACUAAGUAAAAUAAAACUAAUAAAAAUUUUUUUUUUUUAAGAAAAGGAGGGAUGAGUCUAAAAAAAUGUUGUGGCGGUUGAUUGAACUUAACUUGUAUUGAACGUUUAAUUGUAAAUGGUCCCAUAAUAAGCUUCAUUUUAUGUAUACAAAAUAUAAUUACGUAUUUAUUUUCUUUGCGGGAAAAAAAAUUACCCUGCACUGUAAAAAAAUAGAAAGUUAAGUUAACUUAAAAAAAAGUUAGGCAACCAGCUGCAAAGCAUUUUUGACUUUACUCAUCUUCAGGUGAAUUAGUUGCACCAACUUAACAAUUUGGAUUGUUGGAUUGUAAGUUCCAUGAAUUCAAAACAAUAAGUUCAGCAAACUUAAAAAAUAUAAAUGAUUAUUAAGUUCAGUAAACUUGCAUUUUUAAGUACAGCUGUCCAUAAUUUUGAAAAUAUAUAAAAAGAUGUUCUUUAUAUAUGCUCAAAAUCUUGUAAGUUCUACCUUCACCAGAAAACUUGACAAUGUAUGUGCUCACUGUUUAAAAAUUUACUCUGACUUAAAUGUCUUUUGAUAGUUCAUUCAACUUUUAAAAUUUAGUUUAUCUGACAAAAUUGAAGCUGCAUUUUUUUACAGUGUGCCAUGUCUGGAUACAAAGCAGAACGUCACUGCCAUGUCGUUUUUUUAAUACAAUGUAGUGGUAAAUAUCAUCACUAUGCUAUUGGUUGCAACUUCCAUGUUUUUUCAGCUCUGCUAUCUGUUAACGAAUCCCAUUUUACUCAUCAAUCAAUGGCAGAGUACUUGAAGUGUUCUCUAGGGCUUCCGAAACGAGGGGUCAGGGGGAGGUCAAUAGAGGAGGUUUGUGCACGCAACUUGGCACAGUCCAGUGCAGUGGGAGUAAUCCUUUACAAAGGAGGGGAGAUAAAUUCUUGUUCAGUUUGUACAAACCAUGUUUGUUCACAUUGUGUUUGAGCAUGAUUUUUACAUGACUAUGCAUUUUCAAACUACAUUGUUUUCUGAUAAAUGUUGAAAUAAGCAUGUGGGUCAGUUGAGGAGUAAAAACCUUUAGAAGAGACUUCAAAUAAACUCUUCAAAUCAAGAGUCACCAGCCUCAGUGCUUAUAACCUUAAAAGUAGAUGGACUUGCAUGUGCAAUAUGUAUAAAUGCCAAACCAUUUUGGACUCAAAAACUGAACGCAAUCCAUUAAAAGUGGAGAUUGUUGAUCAUGUUACUAAAUCAUGUUAUGCAGAUCCUAAAUGUGAUUAGAUUCCUAUGAGAAUGAAGACUGUUACAGUGGAACCAAUAAAGCAGACUUUUUACCAUG